Molecule: messenger RNA, 915 nt
Organism: Ostreobium quekettii
Lineage: Eukaryota; Viridiplantae; Chlorophyta; Ulvophyceae; Bryopsidales; Ostreobiaceae
Source: the annotation of a GenBank genome assembly
GGGUAUAGUUUUGCAAGGGAGGGAUGGUUCACCGAGCUUGCAAGUCUGUGGCCGGGUCAGGGACUAUCGCUGAGAGUGGAAGAAAUUCUGUUUGAAGGGAAAUCAAGCUUCCAGGAUAUUUGCGUCUUCCAUUCAGAGGCACACGGACGAGUGCUUGUCCUGGACGGUGUGAUCCAAUGCACAGAAAGAGAUGAAUUUGCAUACCAAGAGAUGCUUGUCCAUUUGGCAAUGUGUGCAGCACAGGAGGCUCCGCGACGAGUGCUGGUGGUGGGUGGUGGUGAUGGUGGGGUGCUGAGGGAGGUAUCACGCCAUCAUUCUGUGGAGAAAAUGGAGAUUGCAGAAAUUGAUGGAAAAGUGAUCGAAGUGGCGAAGGAGUUCUUUCCAAAGAUGGCGAUUGGUUUUGAGGAUCCGCGUGCAGAUGUUCAUGUGUGUGAUGGACUGGACUAUGUCAAGAAUGCAGCUGAAGGAAUCUAUGACGUUAUUAUCGUUGAUUCCUCAGAUCCAAUUGGGCCAGCAGAAGUUCUGUUUGAGAAGACCUUCUUCGAGAACAUGCAUCGUGCUCUGAAGCCAGGGGGCAUUGUGGCCACGCAAGCAGAGAGCCUGUGGCUACAUCUCAACAUAAUUGAAGGCUUGGCUGGCAUGUGCAACGACGUGUUCCAAGGCGGGAGCGUGUCCUACGGAUACACCACCAUACCUACGUACCCAAGUGGUCAGAUUGGAUUCAUGGUUUGCAGCAAACGCCCAAGCCAAGGGCCUCCUCUGGAUCCACGCGAAUGCCGACGACCGCCACCUUCUGCUCCCAAGGGGAGGGACUAUCCUCCGCUAAGGUAUUACAACUCGGCCAUACACCGAGCCGCGUUUGUGCUUCCGGAGUUCGCGUCCAAGGCACUUGCGGGAAAGCUGUCUUUUCAGUGA